AUGAUGGAAAGUACAAAUCAAUCAGUUACAAGGUUAAAUUUGGUCAAGGAUAUAGACUACCUCGUUUCAUUGAUGUUAAAACUGGUCGACAAUGAUGUUACACUGAGCUUUGAAUUAUCUUGUCUCGCCAACUGGAUGGUUCAGUGUCAUACAGAGACCCCGUGGAGUUUACUUUUGACAAACGAAAAGCAUAAAUAUAAAGGGAUACAUUUAGUUUCAAAGUUAACAUCAAGGACAAUCCAACAAUCAUUGGAUAGUGUUAAACAUAAACAAUUUCGUUCAGUUGAUCGGUUAGAUGCAGAAAGAAUAACUCUUAAUGAACUGCUUGUUGAAACUAUUGAAAAAAAGUUACAAGGAGAGGUUAUAUUUCUAUCUGAUUUAAGAUACUUAUAUUACAGCCAAUCAUUGUUUAUUUCGAAUUUUAUUUCAUUUCAUUAUUGCUAUCAAGAACCUCCAAAAUUUAUACCUAAUCCAAAAACAUAUGAAGAGAUGGAAGUUUUCAAUAACAUUCUUUUGCAAAGUUUACUUUUUUGGAUGACAGAUAAUUUAUCUAUUAUGCCGUUGGAAACUCAUGGUCCGCUGAUUGCUUACAGUGGGGAACGUCCUCUUCCAGCUUUGAAAAAAUUUCAGCGAAAAUAUCCAGCAGAACACAAAUAUAUCGUCGAAGGGACUAGAGCAAUGCAAAGUAUCGAUGAAAGUCCAGAUAUUGGAGCGACUACUACCUACAUUGAAAUUGUAAAUGUAUUGGAUGUAGAAGCUUUUCCCCAAAUAAAAAACCUAAUUUAAAC
Messenger RNA from Panonychus citri (citrus red mite), 788 nucleotides. RefSeq lists its product as uncharacterized. The record is from RefSeq and is a predicted model, not a curated record. The transcript has 3 exons. Bases 1 to 786 code for a protein of 261 amino acids. Lineage: Eukaryota; Metazoa; Arthropoda; Arachnida; Trombidiformes; Tetranychidae.